Alternaria postmessia is the source of this 1491-nucleotide messenger RNA. Its product is annotated as Transcription activator amtr1. The transcript is spliced from 3 exons. The coding region runs from base 1 to 1491 and encodes 496 amino acids. Gene Ontology annotation, cellular component: nucleus. Lineage: Eukaryota; Fungi; Ascomycota; Dothideomycetes; Pleosporales; Pleosporaceae. Gene Ontology annotation, biological process: positive regulation of transcription by RNA polymerase II. The record is from RefSeq and is a predicted model, not a curated record. Gene Ontology annotation, molecular function: transcription cis-regulatory region binding; DNA-binding transcription factor activity.
AUGCAAUGGUUCUCAGAAGGUCCUGGAUACUGGAUGGACCUGUUUGAUCUCGGCAAUCACUUCGCAUCUCAUGUUCCCGUACAGGCGCGUGAGAACCCACUACUCAGGUACGCAGCUGCUGCAUGUGCUGCGAAGGCUUUCGCACGCAUCCAGGAACGUAAGCUUGCCAUGGGAGGUAGUUUGACACACCAAGCUGGGAUGAAGCAGUAUCCUGACGCACCAUCAGUCGACUGGAAGCACAAAACAGCAUUCUACUACGACACCACCGUAUCAAUGCUGUUGCACGCUCUCAAUGGGGAGAUCGCCUCCUCUUCCAAUGAAUCAAUGUGUGAACUCAGACAGCGCAAUAGCGAUCCAGCCUGCGCCUACAACGUAUCAGCGCCCAAGCGACGACGGACUUCACACAACACCUCCUUCGUGUCUAGCACUGAAGAACUUCUGGCAGUCAUAGCCAUUCUUUGUUUUUACGAGUUCUUGGACACGUCCGUCUCAGAAUGGGAGAGGCAUCUAGAGGGUGCAAUAUCUUUCCUGGUGCUUUCACAAGAGCACAACAGGUCAUUGCAAUUACCGAACUUGGUAUCAUCAAUAUCCUCAGCUAGCUCCAAACUCGCCUCCAAAGCUCAGAGAGUAGUCUUCUGGAACAUUGCUAGACAGGAUAUGCUUGCAGCUUUCAUCAACAAGACAAGCACAAGGCUUGGUACUGACGACCUAACACUAUGGAGAAGAGCCGGUCUCAUGCUUGAUGAGCAGGCUUACAUCAUGCCCAGCAACGCGGCGGUAUACGGCUAUUUCGAGGAAGGCGAUGCCAUGAUAAGGGAAGAACUUAUAUGCAACACCCUUGUUUGGCUCAUGGCCAAGCUAGUCAACUUCAUGGCUGUGGGCAGCGUAACUCCUGACAAAGCUGACGUGGCUUGGGGCGGUAUUGCCUACCGCACCCGUUCCUUCCAGUGGCUUGGUCUACGAAAACAGUUCCAGGUCUGGCAUGAAGGCCUUCCAGUCAGCUUCAGGCCCUCUGCCAGGGUAGCUCCUUCGCACACAUCUGGUCAGGCCUCGAAUGACGACAACGCUUCUAUGUUCACCGAGGCCUGGCACUCCAUGCCCAUGUGCGUCUCGACCAUGCAAACUUACUACAUGUCUCAGAUUCUCCUAUCCAUGAAUAAGCCGCAUGAGUCUGCUCUAGAACGCAAUACUGAGGUCAUUCGCAUGGACUACCACCAAUCCGUUCUGGUCGCCUGCCAAAACCACAGCCGUAGAAUUAUUGGCAUCUCGCUCGCGCAACCAGACAAAGCGGUUCGGAUCUACUCAAUCCAACCCUUGUUCACUGCGGGUCAGUGUCUUAGUGACGAUCGAGAACGUCGGAUUGUUUUACGUCUUCUGCGAGACAUUGAAUCUGACACUGGCUGGGCCACGGAUUACCGAGUGCGGCAACUGGUAGAGCAAUGGCAAAGAACGAAACCAGACAGUCAGGCACUAUGGUCGGACAGCCGAUGA